Molecule: messenger RNA, 2903 nt
Organism: Electrophorus electricus (electric eel)
Lineage: Eukaryota; Metazoa; Chordata; Actinopteri; Gymnotiformes; Gymnotidae
Gene: trim35-28
Product: tripartite motif containing 35-28
Biological process (GO): protein ubiquitination
Molecular function (GO): protein binding; ubiquitin-protein transferase activity; zinc ion binding
Source: RefSeq, a predicted model, not a curated record
CCCACUGAACAUCGCAGAACAGCUUGUCAUGCAUCGAUCUGCGCUGCGACUCCAGUUUUGACAGACACAGCAAGGUUUCAGGAAGAAGUUUGACACGGAGAAGCCCAAACGAGGAAGUCGCAUACUGUUCCAUUACAAUCGUUAAAAAAAACCCUCUUGUUUUUUCGGUUUUGGGUGCCACUCAACCCCUCGGGAGUGGAUGUGAGCGAAACAAAACGAAAACAUAUUCGCGAGCAGUUACAACGGACAACCCGGAAAAGUGAAAGCAACGCGCGCGCCGCUGGAAACAACAUGGCUGUGAACAUGUCCGACGAAGAUAUCACCGACAGACCGUCUCUUCUGGAGACAGACCUGACCUGUCCUGUGUGUAAGGAGCUUUUCCGAGACCCCGUGUUACUCUCGUGUAGUCACAGUUUUUGCCGUGAAUGUCUGGAGGCCAGCUGGAAGCAUAAAUCCACGAAGGAGUGUCCCGUAUGUCGAAAGUGCUGUGAUGGGGAGCAGCCGAUACCAAAUCGGGCGCUGAAGAACACUUGUGAGUCCUACCAGAAGGAGAAAGGUUGGCGAAUUCCCGGAGGUGCCGAAGUUCUCUGCGGACUACACCAGCGAGAGAUGCAAUUGUUCUGCAUUAAAGACGAGACUCCUAUAUGUGUUGAGUGUGUGAUUCUGCACAGUGGCCAUGAUUUUUUACCUUUGGACCGGGGAGUUCCGUUCUGUAAGGAGGAACUCAAUAUCAAAAUCUCCAUUCUAUGUGAAAAAUUGGAGUAUUUUAGGAGAAUGAAGAGACGAUAUGGUGACACAGUCACUUUUAUUCAGACCCAGUCUGAGGAGGCAGAGAGGCAAAUCAAACAGGAAUUUGAGAGACUUCAUCAGAUCCUGAAUGAGGAAGAGGCCAUGAGAAUUCAAGCCCUGAAGAAAGAAGAAGAGCAGAAGAAGCAGUUGAUGAAGGAGAAAAUUGACAGCAUAGCUCGCGAAAUCACCUCCCUCUCUGACCUGAUUCAGUCAGUGAAGAGAGAGAUGGGAGCAGAGGAUCUGACUUUCCUGCAGAACUUCCAGACUCUUAAACGCAGGGCACAGUGGACAGCUGAGGACCCCCAGAAGGUUCCUGGUGCCCUCAUUGACAUGGCCUCUCAUGUUGGAGGUCUGGGGUACAAAGUCUGGGAGAAUAUACGAGCUCAUAUCAAGUGUUUCCCAGUGUUAAUGGACCCCAACACUGUUUCACCCUGGCUGUACAUAUCCCCCGACUACGCCAGUGUGAAAGAGAGCCCGGAGAGGCAGUCCUUCCCGGACAACCCCGAACGCUUCGACCCCUGCGUCUUUGUCCUGGGUUCACAUGGCUUCACGUCUGGCCACCACCGCUGGGACGUGCACGUAGGUGACAAUCCCAAGUGGAUCCUCGGAGUUUGCAGGGAGUCGAUUACCCGAAAGCGCAAGUUCACGGUGACCACGUCGGGAGGGGUGUGGAGCAUUGGGCUGAGCAAAGGCAUGUACAGUGCGCUGACCACACCUCGCACGGAGCUGACCGUGGAGAGGAGGCCGGACACCAUCAGGGUGAAACUGAACAUGGAGAAGGAGGAAGUAUCCUUCUGGGACGCAAGCACCGGAAGGCACCUCUGCACCUACACUGACAAGUUCACAGGGAAGAUCUUCCCUCUUUUUGGCCCAGGCCUGCAGAGCACACCCAUGGCUAUUCUGCCAGCCAAGAUCACCAUCCAUAAGAAGUGAUGUGGUUUCACCACAGAGCCACCCAGAACUCUGGGGAAGAAGUUGACCUGCUGCUUUGUUUUCGUUUUGUUUCGUUUUACAUAGAAUAAUCUUCAUCCUUACUGUCCUGAAAAGUAAAACCCAUAAAAGCUUUUAAUGUUAUUUACUAUACCUUUUCACAGUUACUCUACAUGCUCUAUCAGGUGAACUAAAGGAGAUUUAUAUUAAAAAAAAAAGUCUUUCUUUAUUCUUGGCAAACAACACACCUGCAUGGUAUCCAGUCGUUUCCAUCCAGCUAUUUUAGUCAUGAAUUAUUAAGCAGAGAAAACAGCAAAUUAGCCAGGACAUGGAUAGAACAGGUAGAGCAAUAAGCUAAUAACAUCAUGGUCAUGGAUUCAUUUCCCAGUCAGCACAUGCAUCAUCAUACUGGUAAAUAUGUAAGUCUCUCUGGAUAAGAGUGAGUGCCAAAUGUAAACUGUAAGUGCAGGCUCCAAGACCAUGAGGUCUCCGGGACUGCAGUACGCAAUGACAUUUGGAUGGGAAGAACCUGAGAACUACACACACAGGAAAACUCAUUACCAGGAGCAGAAGAAGAAAUGACAAAUUCAGCAGACUAACUAGAGAAAAGCAAGGGUUUUUUAUGCAAGCAGUUAUGAUAAAGUGGUUAUGCCCCAUCUUGUUUCAUUUAGCAAACUGCUUUUAUGCCUCGAUACCUUCAUGGUUUUGUUUAUUCCCACUUUUUUCAACUAUGAUUGUUCAUUUCUGAACUGGCUCAGGCUAUUAGUGGGGAAGAUGGUUUCACCUUUAUGAUUGUUCAAAUGUGAAUUGACUCAUAUUAUCUCUGAGGAAGAUGGGUUGACAUUUAUUACUGUUUAGUUGUGAAUUGACUCAGACUAACUGGGGAAGAUGGUUUCAUCUUUUGAAGUGACCUGGGAAAACAGCAUGAAGAGCAAAAUGUUUAAAAGUACAGAUGGAAAAAAAAUGAUAUGAAAGUAUUUCUGAAAAGGUUACAAGUCAGUCUCUUGUGUCCCAAAUUAAUUACUUAAUAAUUAUUUUUAUUAUAAUAAUAAUUUUGUUUAUUAUACAUAUGGGCCUUGUAAGAUUCUGGGUUAAUUUGAAACGCUUCCUCUUUUUACCCACUCCGUGUAACACAUAUGUGUACAGCUUUAUAUGUCCACAAUAAAGGUAAAUACUACAUAUAA